UCCUCGUCUAAGCUGCAAAUUAGGUUUAUUCUCUCAAGCUAGCUCGUUCUCCUCUAUCUUACUGCAGCUGCAGAAUUGUGAGGUUAAAGGGACAGCAAAGAUCGUCGCUGCCCACCUUGACUGAGCUGUGCUUAGUCUUGGCCCUCGUUUUACUCUUAUUCUUUACUGUAGAUACAUAUAUACCUUUUUGUAACGUCUUUGAAGCACUAUCAAUCGAUUCCAAUGGCGCCCAAAACCUCAAAGGCCGAUAAGAAGAUCGCUUACGAUCACAAACUUUGCCAGCUUCUCGAUGAUUAUUCUCAGGUUCUCAUUACCGCGGCUGACAACGUUGGGUCAAAUCAGCUGCAGCAGAUUAGGAAAGGUCUGCGUGGUGAUUCGAUCGUUCUAAUGGGAAAAAAUACGAUGAUGAAGCGGUCUAUCAGGAUUCAUUCUGAGAAGACAGGCAACACUGCUUAUCUCAAUCUUAUACCUUUGCUUGUGGGUAACGUUGGUUUGAUUUUCACUAAGGGCGAUCUGAAGGAAGUUAGCGAAGAAGUCGCCAAAUACAAGGUUGGAGCUCCUGCUCGUGUUGGUCUUGUGGCUCCAGUGGAUGUUGUUGUGCCUCCAGGCAACACAGGGUUGGAUCCUUCUCAGACUUCUUUUUUCCAGGUUCUCAACAUUCCUACAAAAAUUAACAAGGGAACUGUUGAAAUCAUCACCCCCGUGGAGCUGAUCAAGAAAGGCGAGAAAGUGGGUUCUUCUGAGGCUGCACUUCUUGCAAAGCUUGGGAUUAGGCCAUUCUCUUACGGUCUUGUGGUUAUCACUGUUUAUGAUAAUGGGUCAGUCUUCAGUCCAGAGGUGCUUGAUCUGACCGAAGAAGAUCUCAUUGAGAAAUUUGCCACUGGAGUUUCUUUGGUGACUUCGCUUGCUCUUGCCAUUUCUUACCCAACCCUUGCUGCUGUUCCCCACAUGUUUAUCAAUGCAUAUAAGAAUGUUUUGGCAGUUGCUGUUGCCACCGAUUACUCUUUCCCACAGGCUGAUAAAGUCAAGGAGUAUCUCGAGGAUCCUAGCAAGUUUGCGGUUGCUUCUGGCCCUGUUGCAGCAGCGGCCUCAUUUGGGUCUUCGGCCGCAGCCGAAGCUCCCAAGGAAGAGAAGAAAGAAGAGCCUGCAGAGGAGUCUGACGAUGAUAUGGGCUUCAGCUUGUUUGACUGAUCCGAAAAGUCGUCUUAUUAUUAUUAUAUGUUUGAGUUUUGUUGGAAAACGAUUAUGUGUUUCAUUACAAUAUUGUUACGUGCUUUUGUUUUUUUUGGGUUUAGUUUGUCAGCAAACUUUAUUCUUGAUGGAUUUUAAGAUUUAUUUAACUUCUA
This is a messenger RNA of Impatiens glandulifera, 1346 nucleotides long. RefSeq names its product 60S acidic ribosomal protein P0. The record is from RefSeq and is a predicted model, not a curated record. The transcript has 5 exons. Gene Ontology annotation, molecular function: large ribosomal subunit rRNA binding; structural constituent of ribosome. NCBI's taxonomy places the organism in Eukaryota, Viridiplantae, Streptophyta, Magnoliopsida, Ericales, Balsaminaceae. Gene Ontology annotation, biological process: ribosomal large subunit assembly; ribosome biogenesis; cytoplasmic translation. Bases 223 to 1191 code for a protein of 322 amino acids. Gene Ontology annotation, cellular component: cytosolic large ribosomal subunit.